UACAGCGAGGAAAAACCUUUUCCAGUGUUCAUAUGGGCACCUGACUUUUGUUUUAAGACAGGCUAGAAAAUUGCAAACCUGUAAAUCUUUUGAAAAUGCACUUAUAUGGCUGGCAACCAUAUGAUUUCAAAACAAAUGUCACCAUCGUGUGGUGAACUUUUGCCAUUACAUUCCUGGGUUUUUGUUGCCUCCUUGGCCUGUAAACCAACCUUUUACUAAACUGAAGCCAUCCAUUGGUCAGUGAAAGCAGACGCAUCUUCAAAAUCAUUUCUGAUUGGUUUGUUGGAAACCCAACAGCCAGCAUGCAUUUCUGAGGUUUACAAUCUAGCUCUAGCCUUUUGGUAGUGGUCUGACUCCGAUAAUCAACAGGUCAGCGGGAUGGGAGAACCGCCUGUGGUGAUCCUCCAGCACCAGAUGAGUGGAAGGUAGUGACGGUGCUAAAGAAAUGUUGUGCUGCUGGGUACAAUGAAGAAAAUUUUCAGCUUCACUAAGAAGAAGAAAUACCCAUCUGGUACCCCUGACAAUGGGAGUGUGCUCUCUGUUGGCUAUGAAUUGAAAGAUAAGGACCUCGGGAAGGUUCACAAGGCUGCCCUCGCCGGUGAUUUGGCAAAGUUGAAACAACUUGCUAAGAAAAAUGAUAUCAAUCAGCUUGACAAGGAAAAUAGAACGGCACUUCAUAUUGCUUGCGCCACUGGACAUGUCGAAGUGGUGCAAUUCCUCGUUGAGAGCAAAGCCAAGCUUAACCUAUGCGACAAUCAAAAUAGAUCCGCCUUAAUGAAGGCGGUGCAGGGCCAGCAUGAGCGCUGUGUGAGUUUACUGCUGGAGAAUCAUGCUGAGCCGAGCCUGGUGGACAUCAACGGCAAUACAGCUCUACAUUUGGCAGCAAACAUCCCAUCUAUCUCCACUGCUGUCCUGCUACUGGAGCAUGAGGCUGCCAUCAAUGCCCAAAAUAAGGAUGGUUUCACACCUUUGACUGUGGCGGUCCGUGAGGACCAUAUUGAGAUGGCUGAGUUCCUCCUGAAGGAGGGUGCCGAUGUGAAUUUUUUGGACCAAGACCAAAGGUCUCCAUUAAUGAUAGCUGCUGGCAAUGGACAAAUCGGUAUGUUGCGUCUGCUCUUGCGGUUUGAUGCAGAUAUUACACUAAAGGAUACCAAAGGAUGGUCAGCUGAUGACUACGCAGUGAUGAAUGGGCAUCAUCCUUGUUCCCUCCUCAUAAUUGAGCACGGUACCCAGAGGAAGGAUGGGGCCUCCCUAUCUCAUCAAAGUCUGAGCAAAAAGAAGAAAAAAACGCUGCUGGGCAGUCCUUCCCAAGACGUUGAAGCAGGCUUCUCUUUGGGAGGACCAGCCACUGACAAAGAUGAUUUUGAGGACAAUUCUCAGUCUGAGUCACUAAGUCGGGUUUCAAAAAGUGCUGCUGAUGAAUGGCCUUCAUCUGAAGAUGACGAUGAAUCGGUUUUAGUUGAAAAGAAACCACAGAAGGUAAACCUAAGGAAAAUGAUUGCAUCGAAAAAGGGAGAAGCCUCUGCAUUGCCUGACAGAUCCUUGAGUGGUACAGAAUCUGAGCCCGAGAGUGAAAAUAGAAUCCAGAGAAUCCCGUCCCUCCCAAAGGCUUUACCAUCCAGCAAAGCCCUACAGCACCCAGUAGAUCCCUCUCCCAUUUCCUUCCUUUCCAAAGCAUCCCCGAUGACUUCUACCCCUCUUCCAAGCUACAGAAAGACACAGGUGUCCUCAGAUGACCUCAAUGAAGAACCAAUAAGGGAAAAGGCUUUUUUAAGCCCACCCACUAGAGAUGGAGCUGGUCAACACCAUGAUACUGAUGGGAACACAUUUUCUGAGGAAGCGUUACCUCAGACUGACAUCGAUGAUGUUGAUGUAGACUCACCUGAUGAGGCAGAAAACUUGGGCAUGAGAUGUCCAGAGGUCAAAAACACUGAAGAGCUUGUCACUGAGAAAGAAGAUUCCACCGAGGAUGAGAAUGAUGAUAAUGAUGAAGAGGAGGAGGAGGAGGAGGAAGAGGAGGAGAGGGAUGAUGAGGAGGAAGAGGAUAUCUCUGAGGAAGAUGAUCAGCCUGAAGAAAGUGGAGAUUCCCUUGAUGCCGCGUCAGCUGUUCCUGAGACGGAAAUUUCUAAAGAUAAGAAAAGAGAUUUCCUUUCCGAGUUGGGUCUGGAGAAGGGAGAGGAAGAGCAAGAUUCUUGGGACUCAGAGUCCCACUCUGAAAACCCCAGUGUGCCACACGAAGAGAAACAAAACUUGCAAAGUCUGAAUCAAGAAGAGAUGUCCCCUAUUGAAGAGGAGAUAAAAGAAAACUUGUUUUAUGUUCCCUCUUUUUUGAGAGGGGAAGGAGGCUAUAGGAUGGCAGAGCUAGAGCCUUGGAGGAGUGUAGGCAGGCCGAGAGGCAGCCAGGGAGAGGUUGUAACCAGCAAUAAUGGUGAUAAUGGAGGUGAACAUGCUCAUAAAGAUGAUUCUACACAGAAAGAGACUGAGAAGGCAAAAUGGGAACCACUUUUGAGCAAACUUGAAGGAGGUUAUAACCAAAAGACAGACUUGAUGGAAGAGCUAGGUCUGGGUGAUGUUGAUGAUCUUGAAGAUGCAUCAGACUGGGACACAGCCAGUACUACCAGUAAGAGAACCCUGCCUGGCCGCAGACUGGCCUCCCCUGGAAUUGAGGAAUCCCCAGAAUGCCCCGAUCCACCUGUUAAGGAGAAGGAGGAGGAAGACAUCUCUCCAGCAGCACCCCUCACACCUCGGAGGAGCUUCAACUUGGACAAGAAACAGCUCAGCUCACCUCAACAUGUGCCCCAUCCCACACCUCGUGUAAGGAAGAUGGUGCUUCAGAAACCAGAGAGUGAAGAAGAAUCAGACUGGGAGCCAGACAAUUUAACAUCUUCUCGCAAAACAGCCAAAACUGACAAUCAGCUGCAGAAUAUAGCUGAGCUUCAGGCAGCGGUUAGAUCAGGUUCCCCUGAGGUCUCACCAGUGGCAAGAGACAGUAAAAGUAAUGUAGAAUCUGACGAGGAGCAACAAAAGGAGAAAGAUGAUGCAUUAGAUACAUGUGAGUUAGAUGUAAAUAACCCAUACCCAUCUGGUCAGAUGGGCUCUGACAGUGAAGAAAAGGAUAAUGAGUUCAAAGAUCAACACAGUUCUGAGGAAAAAGGCAAAGCGGGCGGUGACGUUCCAUGGGAGAAACGUUAUGAGAAACUCUGGGUAGAAGUGGAGAAAAGGGAAGUAAAAUCCACCUUCAAGAAUGUUGCUGGCCAAUUGAAAGAGCUGUUUAAAUCUAGAUGUACUGCAGAAGAUGUCACAGAAGAAGAACAGGCCACGGCUGAGUCUACCUCAGCAGAAGAAGAGUCAAGUGAUGAAGAAGAAGAAGGGGAAGUCAUUGUACGCCCCACAGCCAGAGCAAGGAGUGCGGUCCUCCUUACCAUACCCGAGCAGAGGGAAUCUGGACUGGAAGACUCUGAGUCAACUGACCCCCCAGCUUCUGAUGAUGUUCUGGAGGAGAGCAGGUCUCCCUCACCUCAACCCACCACAGCAAAGAGAGACAGCAACUUAAAUCCCGCCACCGCAGCUUUUACCGAUGCUCACACAAGACCCGUGUCUGAUGUUGACCGGAGAUCAUUCAUAAAAGAUGAGGACAAACUUGGGCCAUUCCGCAAACAACAGCUGGAGGUUAUAUUAAAGGACACCCCUGAUAAUCCAUAUGAAACUGAGAAGAACCUCGUCAGCUCAGAAGAGGAUCCUGAAGAGUUUGCUAAGUCUAAGCCUCGCUCGCUACGCAAACGUCCUGCAUCUGUCCCAGGCGUUCCUGAUGAAGAGUUGGAAGAGGACUUCGAAAGGUUUAAGUUUGAGGUCAGCAGAGAGACAGCAAAGACUGCUGUGGAGGUGCAAAAAUCCGGUGCUUCCUGGGAUACUGGUGGAACGGCAUCGGAAGGAGUGGGUACUGAGAAACCUGAGACCAGGCUAGGAUGCCGAAAAGAGCUGUCAAGUCAAGUUGGAGCCACUCAACAGGAGCAGCGGCCGGCAGUCACCAAGAGCACCAGCAGGGCACCGGUGCAAUUGCAACUCCCACUCCAGCAGACCUACAAUAACAGCAAACAGGAAGGACAAGCUGUAGUGGAGACCUUACAGCUGGAGCUGGUCAGAGGGGCCCGGGGCAGCAGAGCCCCUCAGACCAACACUCAUGUUAAUGGGGAUCCUCUCUCUGUGUUUGACGAUAGCACUUUAAGUGAAGUGUCGGACGAUGAAGGAAGGUUGCCAACUAGAGAACAGCAGAAAAACGAGAACCCUGAAGAUAUGGAGAUGGCAGAAGACUUUGAUGAACUCACUCAGUCAUCAGACACAGCCACAGAUGACAUUGACUCUCCCACUUCAGGCUAUCGUCACGCGUCGCUCCUCAUUCAGAAGCUGGACUCAGCCACUUUGGACUCCAGAAGCAUGGUGAAGCUGCAGAACAUUUUCCACGAAUAUGAGCGCACCAUCCAAAAGGCAAGAAGCCAUCAUGGGUCACUGAAGGACAAGGUGAGCCAGCUGGAUAUAGAGAGGGCAGAGUUGAAGAGCUCUCUAGAGGAAGUCAAAGAUGUUAAGUCUGCCUUGGAGCGCAACCAGCUGGAGUUGCAGACUGAAGUUGCAAACCUCAAAUUUCAGCUGAAACAGGAGCAAGAAAAUGGCCGAAAUGCCACCAUGAUGUACAACACCACCAGAGAUAAACUGAGAAGGACAGAGGAGCAGCAGCAGUUUGAGGUUCAGGAGAGACAGAAGGUGGAACUCACCCUCAGGAACCUGGAGCUGGAGAUGAGAACACUGGUCAACAACAUGAAACAGCUUGAGGAGGACCACAGUGAGACUCAGAGGCUGCUGGCUCAGGAGCGCAGUGCACGGACCCUGCAGGAGAAUCUGCUCAAUAGCCACCUCCGUAAGCAGCAGGAGAUAGAGGAGGAGAACAAAAUAAACCUUAGCAAAAGCAACGAGGCCUUGUCUCAGCUCACUGAGGCCAGUGAUAGGGAGAGGGAGCUGCUCCAGCAGAACUCUACCUUACAGGAGCAGCUGAGCAUCCUGAGAACGGACCUUGAGCGUUUGCAGGCCAACGGCAGCCUCAAAGAGAGACACCUUCUGGAGGAGAACGAGGCCCUCAAGGAACAGCUAGAAGAUGCUCGGCGAGAUCUGAAACUCAACAGUGAUGCUCUGACCCAGACUGUCUUCACCUGCAAUAACCAGAUGACCACCUUAAAGUCAGAGUUGGCUAUAACCACAACCCGCCUGGAGAAUGAGCGGCAGGCUCGCGAGACUUUGGCGACAGAGGUCGAGUCAGCUCGUACCCGCCUGGUUGGGGCCGUACAGGAGGCUGAGCGUUGUCAGGCAGCUCACACAGAUACGGAGAAAGCUCUGCUCCGGGAGAAGGAGGAACACCAGCGUCUUAAAGACAAAUUCUCGAGUGAAGCAGCCAGUCAGCGUGAGUCAGUCAGCAGCCUGUCCCAGAAGCUGGCCAAGGCAGAGUCACGUGCAAACAGCAUGGAGAACGAAGUUCAUCGGGGCACGCUGCAGCUGACAGAGAAGAGCCUGCUGCUGGAUGUCCUGCAGCGGGAGAAGGACCAGGCAGCCGCACGUGUUAAAGAGCUGGAAACGGCUCUGCAGGCUGAGAGGGAGCUGGUGAGCCGUGCCGGAGCACGCCAAGAGACCACGCAGGAGCGGUUAGCCCAAGCACAGAGUGAGGGCAUGUUACUACGUCAGCAGCUAGAGGAGGCCCAAAACAAAGGUGUUGCAAAGGAGCGUGCCGUCACAGACGCCCAAGAGCGCUUCAGUGACAUUCUGGCCAAGCUGCGCUCUGACUGUGAAGAGAGGGUACAACUGGUUGAAGAGAGAAACAAGGAGCUCGCCGGUAAGGCAGCUGAUCUCCGAGAUCAGAUCUACAAGUUAGAGGAAGAGAAGAACGAAAGAGAGACUAGUCUGAGGCAGCUUCAGCAGGAGCUAGCCGACUCACUAAAGAAGCUGUCUAUGAGUGAAGCUUCUCUGGAGGUCAACACACGUUAUCGCAAUGACCUGGAGGAAGAGAAAGCACGGCUCCUCAAAGACAUGGACAGGCUCAAAGGAAAGCUGGAGGAAAGUGAAGACCAGUAUGUGCAGGCUGAGAGACGUAUUAACAGUCUGAAGAGCAUUUUGGAUGAAAGGGAAAAGGAACUCAUCAUUGCUGCUCAGAAACUCCAGGAGGCGCUGUCCACCUCAGCAACCUCUGAUACCACUAUGAAACAGCUAGAGGACGCUGUGCAAAGGCUGGAGAUAGAGAACGCCAGGCUGGAGGCUGCUGCAAAGCAACAGUCCAACAAAAUUGAUGCACUUCAGAAAGCGGCUCAGGAGGCUGCCAUGCUAUCUGACCGCGCAACCGGAGGAGGGGUCAGAAGUCACUUGGAGGACUUGGUUUCAAAUCUCCAAAGCAGUAAGAUGACUUUGGAAGAUCAACUCAGUAGAGAGGUCCAGAAGCAAAGCAUGCUGUCUCACACAGCCCAGGACUCUCAAGCCUUGUGGGAGGAAGAGCUGAAGAGCCGCUCUAAGUUAGGACUGCGCCUAGCAGAGCUUGAAAAGGAAAAAGGAGAACUGAGCACACAGAUGGAGAUAGAAAAGAAGAAAGCCAAGAAAUUAGUGGAGCAGAAGAAGGCUAUAGAUACCCGUCUGGAUCAAGAGAUGAAGAGAAACGCAGAUCUUCAAAAAGAAAUGUACAGGCUGCGAACUCUACUGAAGACUGCAAAGAAGAAACUGAGGGAUCAGGACACAGGUGGAGCUGAGUUCGCCUCUCCAAUGAGCAGUCUAAGGAUGGACGUGGGCCGACACAGCCAGGCAGAGGGUGCUGUCGGACGAAUGAAAGAAAAGGUGGACGAUCUGCAGGUGCAGCUGGACAAGGAAGCAUCCCGACGCAGCCAGCUAGAGAAGGUGAACGGGGAGCUUAAAGAUCAGCUGGCUUCCCUGAAGAGCUUGAAUCGCAGUAAUGACCAACUGGAGCGGAGUAAGAGGCAGUUGGAGGAGGAGGUGUUGGACCUGAGACGCCGAAUGGAGGCCUCUCAAAUGGAGCAGAGCCAUGUGGAGCAGUACCGGCGUGAAGCAGAGGAUAGGGCCCGUCAGGAGAUACAACAGAAACUGGAGCAGGUUAACCUCUUUCUGCAGUCCCAGGCAGCAUCCCAAGAAGCAUUGGAUCAGAUAAAAGCGGCCAAUGAGGCCAACCUGCGCUCCCAGAUGGAGCAGAAGAUCCGGGAGCUGGAGGCGGAACUCGGCCGGGCCCGAACCACUCAGCAGGACAGUCUCAGCCAAAGAGACUCCACACGCACAGAGCUAGAGCGAUACCGCCAGCUGUACUCAGAGGAGCUACGCCUCCGCAAGUCCCUGACUGCCAAACUAGAUAGGGCCAACAGUCGGCUCGCAGAAGCCAAUUCCAAGUUGCUCAACGAGCGAAGCAGGUCUUUUAUCACCAGCAGCUUUGCAAACGGUAGCCUUGGAGGGCCCUCGCUGGAUGUGGGCUCCUUGGCUUCACCAGGCAACUAUGGGGCCACGCUGGGGCCCCUCAACAGGAGCCUUGGCCUUGGACUCUCCAUCCUCAGCCCUGUGACUGAGGGACAGAACAGCAGGGUGGAGGAUUACCUGGCCAAGAUGCAGAGCGAGUUGGAUAGAAAUAUAUCAAAAGAAUUAAACAAUGCCACAGCAGAGCUGGACGUGGCUUCGGCCCGUAUGUCACCGGUGGGCUCCGCCUCGAGGGUGGAGCUGGACCCUGUCAGCAGGGCAAAGCAGCAGUACUUGGAGGUACUGAAGAAGAACAAUAUGAUCUGACCACUAGGGAUGUCUUAAUCAAGUUUUUUUUUUUUUUUUUUGGCCAUAAUCCCAAUCUGAGUCCCUUAAUUUCAGGUAUCAGCUGAUACCAAGUCCAAUCUGAUCCUUCUUUUUACCUAGAGAGAGAUUCUGACUCUUUGAAACGGAUGUGACAUAUAUCACUCUGUUGGUGUUGUGGAAUCUACAAAAAGACACAGUCCACUCUCGAAUGCACAGUGGUGUUACAGAGUGGAGUUUCUUCCCUCACAAAUGAUCUUCAAGUUUAAUUUUUGACCCAUUAUCAAGUUACUCAGCUGCUACGAGUUGCACCAGUGACAUUUGUCAUUUAAAACGGUGAAGUGCCGGCUAAAAACGAUAAGCUGCUACCUGAAUAUUUUGUACACUCCUCUUUUCUAAUGAAGAGAGAGGAAGGAUACCAGAUUUGUUGGCCUUUGCCAACACCAGCGCUGGUGUACCCAAAUAAUUUUUCACAUCAUUCACAUAUCUCACAAUUUUCACUCGCAUAUACAACAAAAUGCUUGCGCUGUAGGGACCGGCUGUUGUGAUGGAGAGCAGUGUCACAACACUAGCAGGCUGAGGUGAACAAAACGGACUAAAGUAAAUAAAGGAUUGACAAUGUGAUCACAUUUAUUUUAGCUGAUUUCGUUCAGGACAUCUCUGAUAAGCACACAUCACAGCAACUUUACAUACUGACUGCACCAACACUAAGGCCAAAACCACCAGCCAAUCGUAUGCUACCAGAAAUCCAACUCCAUACAUAUUUACUCUCCUUUCUUUUACAAAAGGAAGCAAAGAUAAUGCACAUUGCACUUAACCACUCAGGAACAAAGGGCAAGAGUCAUACAUAUAUAUAUAUAUAUAUAUAUAUAAAUACAUAUAUAUAUAUAAUAUAGCGUUAUUGAUGGGUACAAUAGAGAGAACCUUGAAAGUAUUUGUUCAUUCUGGUUUAUUCUGUUCAAUCUGUAACUGUUAUGUUUCUAUUAGCACUAUAUACGUAUAUAUAUAUAUACAGCAUCGUGGUUUGGAUUUUUAUUUGUGAAUAUUGGUGUUGCUAAAUUUGAAUUUAUAAGUAUUUGAUGUAUGCAUCGUUAAUAAUUUUGACAAGAAACAACAUGUGGUACGUGCCAUCAAAUGGUGCAAUAUCCGUCUUGGUCUUAUUUCAUUAGACUCAUUGGAGUAUUGUGUUUAUGAUUAUUUUAUUUAUACUUUUCUUUUUUUAUGAACAUGAUAUACUUGAAUAAGACGAGCUGGAAAACUCUCCGGCUAUUUGAAACAGGGUGACCACAUUGCUUUUAGGGCCACCAAAAGUGAAACACUUGAUAUAUCACCAUUAUUAAUAAAUACUGUAAUUAAAUACAUAUAAAAACCUCGACGACGCCAGUAUAUUACAGAAGACUGUAAAGUGUAAAUAAAACUGUAGAAAACCCUGAACCUGAGUGAGCUAUUGAUGUCUGGAUGAUGAGUGGACAUGAGAAAGACCAAAUAAAAUGACCAGAUGACA
Messenger RNA from Thunnus maccoyii (southern bluefin tuna), 9310 nucleotides. RefSeq names its product ankyrin repeat domain-containing protein 26 (gene aard). The transcript has 45 exons. The record is from RefSeq and is a predicted model, not a curated record. Gene Ontology annotation, molecular function: protein binding. NCBI's taxonomy places the organism in Eukaryota, Metazoa, Chordata, Actinopteri, Scombriformes, Scombridae. The coding region runs from base 466 to 7809 and encodes 2447 amino acids.